This is a messenger RNA of Megalopta genalis, 2620 nucleotides long. The record is from RefSeq and is a predicted model, not a curated record. NCBI's taxonomy places the organism in Eukaryota, Metazoa, Arthropoda, Insecta, Hymenoptera, Halictidae.
AUGGGGGAACGACGGUUGCACAAUCGGCCGGCUGGAGGUUCCGUGUUCAACGAGCAUUCGCGCGAGAUCCGCGAACGUUUGCAUUUUUGUGAUCGCUUUUCUGUUUACCAGAUCGUCAGCGAGUCCAUUUAUUUGAACACCAUUAUCAUAGCCACCGUGGCGUGCCUUUUCGUCAUAUCAACCAGCUUCGUCUCGCAAUUCUUGAACCACAGGCUUCUGCUCUUUAUUUCUUACGGCGCCGCUUUAUCUUGCAUAGUCUAUUUCAUUUGGUCGACGAACACCGUGAUUACCUUGGGAUUAACCUGCGUGUUCGUGGGAUUGACGAACAUUUCGUUGAACAUCGUCGUCGCGGCUGCUGUCAUCCUCUUCCCGACGUCCUUGAGAACGAUGGCAGUGAGCCUGGUGAUGACCUCCGGCAGAAUCGGCUCGAUAAUCGGGAACGUGCUGUUCCCGGUGCUCCUAGCAUACGGCUGCAUAGCUCCGAUCCUGACGCUGUCGGGCUUUCUGCUAAGUUGCAUCGCGCUGACUUGCCUGCUGCCUCGGUCCCGGAAAACCGACGAAUAACGCGAGGAAUCCUCGUUCCGACUCGACCUCGGCCGGAGUUCCCGCCAGUAAUUCUCCGUCGAAGGCACCGCGGCGGUCUUUCAUCGUGGAACUGGGCCAACCGUGCGCGGAUCCCGAACCCUCGGUUUGCGUCAGAAUAUCGAGUCGUUCGGCGGAAAAGUUAGCAAGUGGAGUGCAGGUACUCUGAUCGAUAGUAUCCUGUCCGGAUAUCAUCGCGGUCCGUCUCGUUUUUGACUCGGCCGCCGGAAUCUCGGCCGGCGAUCGUUCGCGCGGCUUCCGCGCGGGCCCCGCGUUUCAAAAUCGGCGCGCGUAAAAGCGAGUGGAAAAGUGGAAAGACGAAAACGGAGAAGGUUGCGGAGGAGUGCCAGUGGACUACGAGUCCGGGUCAUCGAAGCGAGAACCACCAUGGGGGAACGACGGUUGCACAAUCGGCCGGCUGGAGGUUCCGUUGGGGGUCAGAUUUUUCAGCCGCGGCCGCGGCCGCGGCGCAGAUCGAUACCGAUCCGAAACGAUGAUCGAGCGCGUCGAGGACGAUCGCCGAGCCGCGGCGACUCCUUAAGCGCGUCCGCACGCGGCGAGGCCUUGGGUUUCACUUUCGACACAUCCUGGAGAGCCCUCCAGCCUUCACCCACAUGCUCGUUCGUCUCGAUCCCGUAUACACACCUCGGGGUUCGGCUUUCUUGUGGACGCUGUGCCAUGCUGCCGCCACCGCCGCCGUCAUGCCGCUAUCUCGCGCCCGGGAUCUCGACAAUCUCGACACGUACGCGGCCACGACCGCGCUCCUUCGCGGCGGUAAAACGGCAACGCGUCGCGCUGAUCGAGUAAUUACGCGUGUCCAUAAAAACCGAGCGUGUACCUAUUAUAUACUCGCCGGACGGUCGACAAUAGGAGAAAGUCAAGGCGCCGAUCGCGACCGGCCGCGUUCCUUCACGGUACACGUUCGAUCGUCCCGGGCUGCUUCUUCCUCGUCCAAUAUCUAACUGGCUGAUCACGUUGCCCGUUUCUUGCUGUCGCCUUGUACCGAUCGCUUUAAUCCUUCGAGGACGAAUCUCGACGUAUCGACGAUAACAUCUGCAGUUUAACGCUAGAUUUACGGAGCACUAAAAGCAACUGUUUUAUAUUGGUUUGUAAUAGUAUAAGACAUUUAUACGGAUUUUGAACGUGUGUUGUUGCUAGAUUGCGGAUCUUUGUGCAAAUUUUGAGUUUCAUACGUCAUUUUGAAAAAUAUUAGAACUAAGAAACAUAUUUUUUCGUCAAGUAAAAGAUUACAUGCCGUAAAAAUACAAUAAAAAUUGCACCUUGUUAAUUUAUACGUUUCCUUGCAUUUUUAAAAUUUGCACAAAUCAUGAAUGUAUAAAGAUUCGUAGUCUAGUUAUUGUAAUGUUUGCCGCUAGUAACACGUGUAUCGAAUAAAUAACUCGUAAAUGUAUUUUUGCUAUUUGAAUACUAAUCGUAAAUGAAGAAAUUGGUGACCCACCAUUUUGACGGGAUCCGUGAACCUAGUGUUAAUAAUGACGAUACGGUGCCCAAUGGAACCGGUUGGUUCAAAAUACAACUAAUGCCUCCGUUGACAAAAAAACGAAAACAUUUUCCGAAGAAUCUAAUAUGUAAUUCGAUCCCGUUCAAUGUACAUUGUACACAACAAAAGAUUCUAGUUCUCCGAGGCAAAUAUUUUUUGUACUAUAAAAGUUCUCGUCCGCGACGAUAUUUGGUCGAAAGGCUGCAUUAUUAUAAACGAUCUUCGUCCACGGGAGAACGACUGUACAGUUUAAUUUUGUAUCGAUUCUCAGGGAAUCAGCUCCAGGUUAAAGAAUAUUUACAGUUCUGUCGAUAGUGUUAAUAAACUGUAAAUUGUGGAGUGUAUCUAGCCUCGCUGGUAUCUCUUCGAGUGAAAUAUGCUGAUGUCUGUAUUAAUUACGAAUUUCAAGAUUGCUUCAAUCAGGAAGACAGCUCCGAAGACUACUACAUACCUCGAGCACACACGUACGUAGGACGUUUGUAUAUUUAAGUUGGUCGGUACACCUGUCUUAAUCAAAUAAAUCGGGUUGCGAAUCAA